AUGUGUCGCUCGUCCUCCCCUUCCCGUCGCUGCAAUGGAGGCUCUGCCGCUUGCGAUCCGCCGCCGUAUCCACGUCAGCCGUCCAGGGCACCUAAUCUCUCCUCACCACCACCAUACGAGCAACAGCAGACGAUGACGCCUCUCAAUAACCGUCAGCAGCCGAUGGCUCCCCAAGAAGUCACAUUCAUGGAUGACACCCAGCCUGGCACAUAUCAGCAGGGCUUUCCCAAUGCGACGAACCACGUUGCACCACCACCGCGUUCUCAGCAGCCAAUACGACCUCAGACAGCUCAGCGCGGGCAAAGUCCACAGGUCAACAUGUACCAGCAGCAUUACUCGGACCUGACGUACGGCCAUGCAGUUCCUGCUCCCGUCCGACAGCCGACUUACCAUGCUCCAGCCCCUGCUCCAGUCCGGCAAAUGGCACACAAUGCUCAAGUUCCUGCUCCUAUCCAAAAUCCGACUUACCAUGCCAGGGCUCCUGCUCCUGUCCGACAGCCGAGCAACCACGCUGGGUUUUCUACAGCUGUCCAGCAGCCAAGAUUCGUCCCGAGGGGCCAGGACAUCCGGGCAACCCAGAUCAACAUAUAUACUGGGAGUGUUGCUGGCCCGAACCAAAACAAUGCGAACACUCCUGCAGGACCGCUCUCGCCUGUUGAGAACAUAUCAUUCCAGCCACGUGGCCAAAAGCGUCCUCGCUCGGACGAGGACGACGACGUGGUGGUCACUAGAAUCAGGUCUCAGCGGCCUAUCGUGGUCUACGACGACAAGGAGAACAUCGACGACGAGCUUACUUUCCUCGAGGCUCGCACUCUGGACCGUGAAGCAUCGACUCCUGGUGUCCUUGCCGCCACACCCGAGCCAACGCAGUUGCCGAGUCCUCCCGGUCCACAGGGUCAGCAGAAGCGUGCUCCCACAGGAGCUCGCAACAAGUCCUGGUAUAAGGUUGACACGAGCAAGCCUUGCGAGCUCACCACUGCGCUCGCAACAGGCCUGAUCAACACCGAGCAGCGUAACGAGGAAAGGAAGAAGGAGAAUCUUAGACUUCGCGGAGGCACAGGCGGCAGGCAGCGAGGCCCAAGGCGGAGCGUAAAGUGGCCGGAGAUGAGCCCGGAAAUCAUUGCUGAGCAGGAGAUGUUGUUCAGUGAUGAGAGGAGAGAAGAGAACCGAGCGUGGAAGCGAAGACAAGAAGAGGCUGACGCUGACAAGAAGCGGAGACAAGAAGAGGCUGACGCGGCGCAGAGACAAGAACAGCUGCUGAAGCAGGAGCAGGAGAAGAUAAAGCGAGAGCAGGAAGCACGGGAGAAGGAGAGGAAGGCACUGCUCGCAAAACGAGAAGCGCAUCUGGUCGCGCGGCUUAAAGAAGAGGAAGCGGGAUUGGAAGCUCUUUGGGAACCAGAAGAGGGAGAUGCAGCAGAAGGAGUGCUUGUGGCAUGA
Messenger RNA from Cyphellophora attinorum, 1437 nucleotides. RefSeq lists its product as uncharacterized. NCBI's taxonomy places the organism in Eukaryota, Fungi, Ascomycota, Eurotiomycetes, Chaetothyriales, Cyphellophoraceae. The transcript is spliced from 2 exons. Bases 1 to 1437 code for a protein of 478 amino acids. The record is from RefSeq and is a predicted model, not a curated record.